Molecule: messenger RNA, 999 nt
Organism: Papaver somniferum (opium poppy)
Lineage: Eukaryota; Viridiplantae; Streptophyta; Magnoliopsida; Ranunculales; Papaveraceae
Product: NAC domain-containing protein 72-like
Exons: 3
Coding region: 1-999 (332 amino acids)
Biological process (GO): regulation of DNA-templated transcription
Molecular function (GO): DNA binding
Source: RefSeq, a predicted model, not a curated record
AUGGGUGACCAAAACUUGGAUACAAAGUCAGAAUUAUCUCCAUCUGAAAAAUACUGCAAAGUUGGUGAUCAAUGUUACUUAAAAACUUUCAAGGGCUACCCUGUUGAUCAUGAGUGUUACAUACAAAGUAUACCAGUUGGUUUUAGAUUUAAACCAACUGAUGCUGAGCUAAUAUCUCAUCACCUCACUAACAAAAUCAUAGGAAAACCAUUAGAUCCUAACUACAUCCAACAGGUAAACAUCCGCGACUACGCACCUGCGGAGCUUACAGAUAUGUAUAAGGAAUAUGCUGUGGAUGGAUCAGAAUGGUAUUUCUUUACCAAACGAGAACGAAAAUAUCCCAACGGGAAUCGUCCUAAACGUGAUGCUGGCGGCCGUGGAGGAUAUUGGAAAGCUACCGGGACUACUCAGGCGAUUAAGGACGAAAAUGAGAGAGAAAUUGGGUCUAAAAGGACUUUGGUUUACUAUAAAUGGGAUGAUAAGGAGUUACGGAUCAAAGGAAACGAAACUAAGACUGACUACAAAAUGCACGAGUACGUUGCGUCCGCCCCAGCAAAAUCUGCUGAAGAUCCUGACACUGCUGAUAUUGAACAUUCAAUCGAUCAAGGCAGUAAAGUGAAGGCGUUUACAGAUUUUGCCUUGUGUAAAAUAUAUUUGAAUCCUCCUAGAACGACAGGAAACUCAGAACCGGUCUAUACUCCAGCUAAUUCUGAUGAUAAUAGUGAAGAGGAAUUCGUCGAUCCGUUUCCAUAUUUUGGAACUGGUCUAAGUCCAUCGGAGGAAAAUGAACUCUUUGAGAGGGAACUGAUAGAAGAAAAUCAAACAAACGAGUACUUUAAUAAUCUACCAGACACGGACCCAACCCAUCCAGAUUUCUAUGAUUUUGAUGGUCAAGAGAUUCUCACUGAUGAGCAACUCCCCUUUAUGAGUUGUAACCGGACACAUUGUCCAGUUCCCACGCCACAGAAGUCACGUCAACGGCGGCAUCAGCGCAAAUAG